Molecule: messenger RNA, 1578 nt
Organism: Rangifer tarandus platyrhynchus (Svalbard reindeer)
Lineage: Eukaryota; Metazoa; Chordata; Mammalia; Artiodactyla; Cervidae
Source: the annotation of a GenBank genome assembly
AUGAAUCUCCUGGACCCCUUCAUGAAGAUGACCGACGAGCAGGAGAAGGGCCUGUCCGCCGCCCCUAGCCCCACCAUGUCCGAGGACUCGGCGGGCUCGCCCUGCCCUUCGGGCUCCGGCUCCGACACGGAGAACACGCGGCCCCAGGAGAACACGUUCCCCAAGGGCGAGCCGGACCUGAAGAAGGAGAGCGAGGAGGACAAGUUCCCCGUGUGCAUCCGCGAGGCCGUCAGCCAGGUGCUCAAGGGCUACGACUGGACGCUGGUGCCCAUGCCGGUGCGCGUCAACGGCUCCAGCAAGAACAAGCCGCACGUCAAGCGGCCCAUGAACGCCUUCAUGGUGUGGGCGCAGGCGGCGCGCAGGAAGCUGGCCGACCAGUACCCGCACCUGCACAACGCCGAGCUCAGCAAGACGCUGGGCAAGCUCUGGAGACUGCUGAACGAGAGCGAGAAGCGGCCGUUCGUGGAGGAGGCGGAGCGGCUGCGCGUGCAGCACAAGAAGGAUCACCCGGACUACAAGUACCAGCCGCGCCGGAGGAAGUCGGUGAAGAACGGCCAGGCGGAGGCCGAGGAGGCCCCGGAGCAGACGCACAUUUCGCCCAACGCCAUCUUCAAGGCGCUGCAGGCCGACUCGCCGCACUCCUCCUCAGGCAUGAGUGAGGUGCACUCCCCCGGCGAGCACUCGGGGCAAUCCCAGGGUCCACCGACGCCCCCCACUACCCCCAAAACUGACGUGCAGCCAGGCAAGGCCGACCUGAAGCGGGAGGGGCGCCCCCUGCCAGAAGGGGGCCGGCAGCCCCCCAUCGACUUCCGCGACGUGGACAUCGGCGAACUGAGUAGCGACGUCAUCUCCAACAUGGAGACCUUCGACGUCCACGAGUUCGACCAGUACCUGCCGCCCAACGGGCACCCGGGGGUGCCGGCCACGCACGGCCAGGUCACCUACACGGGCAGCUACGGCGUGAGCAGCACGGCGGCCAGCCCGGCGGGCGCGGGCCACGUGUGGAUGUCCAAGCAACAGGCGCCGCCGCCGCCGCCGCCGCCCCCGCAGCAGGCGCCGCCGCCCCCACCGCAGCCGGCCCCGCCGCAGGCGCCCCCGCAGCCGCCGCCGCCGCCACAAGCCGCCCCGCCGCAGCCCGCCCCGCCGCAGGCGCCCCCGCAGCAGCAGCCGCCGCCGCCGCCGGCGCACGCGCUGGGCGCGCUGGGCAGCGAGCCGGGCCCCGCGCAGCGAACGCACAUCAAGACGGAGCAGCUGAGCCCGAGCCACUACAGCGAGCCGCAGCAGCACUCGCCGCAGCAGAUCGCCUACAGCCCCUUCAGCCUGCCGCACUACGGCCCCGCCUACCCGCCCAUCACGCGCGCACAGUACGAUUACAACGACCCCCAGAACUCGGGCGCCUACUACAGCCACGCGGCGGGCCAGGGCUCCGGCCUCUACUCCACCUUCAGCUACAUGAGCCCGGCGCAGCGGCCCAUGUACACGCCCAUCGCCGACACCUCGGGGGUGCCCUCCAUCCCCCAGACCCACAGCCCGCAGCACUGGGAACAGCCGGUGUACACACAGCUCACCAGACCCUGA